Messenger RNA from Laccaria bicolor S238N-H82, 1327 nucleotides. RefSeq lists its product as uncharacterized. The record is from RefSeq and is a predicted model, not a curated record. Lineage: Eukaryota; Fungi; Basidiomycota; Agaricomycetes; Agaricales; Hydnangiaceae. Gene Ontology annotation, biological process: intracellular protein transport; clathrin-dependent endocytosis. The transcript has 11 exons. Gene Ontology annotation, molecular function: clathrin-cargo adaptor activity. Gene Ontology annotation, cellular component: AP-2 adaptor complex; cytoplasmic vesicle. The coding region runs from base 1 to 1275 and encodes 424 amino acids.
AUGAUCUCGGCGUUCUUUAUUUUCAAUCAAAAGGGCGAAGUCCUAAUUUCAAGGCUCUACCGAACUGAUUUCAAGCGAUCCAUUGCGGACGUAUUCCGGAUACAAGUUGUCUCGAACAGCGAUGUUCGGUCACCUAUCAUAACGCUCGGCUCAACCAGCUUUUUUCAUGUACGGGUGAACAACCUCUACGUCGUGGCCGUAACAAAAACCAACGCCAACGCUGCACUCGUUUUCGAGUUCUGUUACCGAUUUAUCAACAUUUGCAAAUCAUAUUUUGGAAAGAUUGACGAAGAAUCUGUCAAGAACAAUUUCGUGGUUAUAUAUGAGCUCAUCGAUGAAAUCAAUGAUUUUGGAUAUCCUCAGAACAGCGAAAUCGACACUUUGAAAACGUACAUCACCACCGAGAGCAUUGUAUCGUCGGACUACGCAGCUGAAGAGUCUUCGAAAAUCACCAGCCAAGCAACAGGAGCAACAAGUUGGCGGCGUGCGGACGUUAAAUACAAGAAGAAUGAGGCUUUCGUGGACGUUAUUGAGAUUGUGAAUCUGAGUAUGAGCGCCAAAGGCAAUGUUCUCCGUGCGGAUGUCGAUGGCCACAUCCAAAUGCGUGCCUAUCUUUCGGGCACACCAGAAUGCAAAUUUGGUCUGAACGACAAGUUGGUGAUCGACAAGAAUGACAGAGGGGGGAGCGACGCUGUCGAGUUGGACGACUGCCGUUUCCACCAGUGUGUGAGGCUCAACGAUUUUGAUGCUUCGCGUACUAUUAGCUUUAUCCCCCCUGAUGGUGAAUUUGAGUUAAUGAGGUAUCGCUCGACGUCCAACGUCAAGCUACCUCUGCGCGUCAUCCCCACAGUCACAGAAAUAGGAACAACGCAGGUUUCAUACACGAUAACUCUGAAGGCAAACUUUAGUAACAAGCUCUCCGCUACGAACGUUGUCCUACGAAUACCUACGCCACUGAACACAACCACGGUGGACUGUAAGGUGUUAAGCGGGAAGGCAAAAUAUGCUCCUUCUGAAAACGUUGUCGUUUGGAAGCUUGCAAGGGUACAGGGAGGUCAAGAGUGUACUUUCACUGCUGCAGCUACAUUGACAAGCACCACUACUCGUCAAGUCUGGGCAAGGCCACCUAUCGACGUGGACUUCCAGGUGCUCAUGUUCACGGCGUCGGGGCUAAUUGUGCGGUUUCUAAAAGUGUUCGAGAAGAGCAAUUAUCAGAGCAUAAAAUGGGUCCGCUACCUCACGAAGGCUAGUGGGUCCUACCAGAUCAGGUUCUGAUCUCAUAUUCGUGGGCUAACACAUCCUAUACCCCAAGUAAAUUACAUGUACG